CCCUGCAGUUGCAGUCGUGCUCCCCGCGGUCUUCUCUCUCCCAGCGCCGCCGGGAUGGCCUCCCAGAACCGCGACCCCGCCGCCGCCAGUGUCACCGCUGCCCGCAAAGGAGCCGAGCCCAGCGGGGGCGCUGCCCGGGGCCCCGUGGGGAAGAGGUUACAGCAGGAGCUGAUGACCCUCAUGAUGUCUGGUGACAAAGGCAUUUCUGCCUUCCCCGAGUCAGACAACCUUUUCAAGUGGGUGGGGACCAUCCAUGGAGCCGCUGGCACGGUAUAUGAGGACCUGAGGUAUAAGCUGUCCCUGGAGUUCCCCAGCGGCUACCCCUACAACGCGCCCACCGUCAAGUUUCUCACACCCUGCUACCACCCCAACGUGGACACACACGGCAACAUCUGCCUGGACAUCCUGAAAGACAAGUGGUCCGCGCUCUACGACGUCAGGACCAUCCUGCUGUCCAUCCAGAGCCUGCUCGGAGAACCCAACAUCGAAAGCCCUUUGAACACACACGCUGCUGAGCUCUGGAAAAAUCCUACAGCCUUCAAGAAAUACCUGCAGGAGACCUACUCCAAGCAUGCCUCCAGCCAAGAGCCUUGACGCGGGGCCCGCCCCGCCUCCUGUCAGCAUCUGUUCUUCCACUCGGCCGUCUGUCCUCCUCC
Molecule: messenger RNA, 656 nt
Organism: Sorex fumeus (smoky shrew)
Lineage: Eukaryota; Metazoa; Chordata; Mammalia; Eulipotyphla; Soricidae
Gene: UBE2C
Product: ubiquitin conjugating enzyme E2 C
Exons: 6
Coding region: 55-594 (179 amino acids)
Source: RefSeq, a predicted model, not a curated record